This is a messenger RNA of Rhincodon typus (whale shark), 4110 nucleotides long. RefSeq names its product piwi-like protein 4. NCBI's taxonomy places the organism in Eukaryota, Metazoa, Chordata, Chondrichthyes, Orectolobiformes, Rhincodontidae. The record is from RefSeq and is a predicted model, not a curated record. Gene Ontology annotation, molecular function: piRNA binding; protein binding. The coding region runs from base 2026 to 3501 and encodes 491 amino acids. Gene Ontology annotation, biological process: regulatory ncRNA-mediated gene silencing. Gene Ontology annotation, cellular component: P granule. The transcript has 12 exons.
UACUCUGUUGCUAGUUCACAGUUGUGAAGCCCACUAACAACAGCAUUGUGAAUGUACCUUCGUCUUACCUAUUAAAUUCAGCUUAGUGUUUUUGAAUGGACAGAAUUAUAUAGGAGGAAGACGGAUGUAGGCAAGAGAUUGGUGAGGUGACCACUCAGUGGAUGUGUGGAAAAGAAAAAUUGCAGAAUGAACCAAUUUUAGGUGCUGCUUGUAAUGAAACAAUGAUAAUUACCUCAAGGAGCCUUUUAGAGAAUGUUGAGAAGGACACAGUAGGGAUCAUUUGGAAUAUUUAAGAGAAAUUCAACCUGAGAUUGGUGAUCAAUCAGAACAUUAGCAAGAAGAGUGACUUGGACCGUAUCAUCAAUUGAGCAUAUUUAGCAGUUUAUUAAGAUCAUUGAUUAACUCUUUCAUCAACAUCACCACGCUGCCUUAGCCUCAUAUUCCUUGAUAUCGUUAAUGACCAUAAAUAUAUUUGUUUAAUUUUUGAACGUUCUCACCAACUGAGCACCCGCAGUCCUCCAGUGGAGAAUUGUAAAUAUUCACCACCCUCUGGGUGAGGAAAUUUCUCUUCCUAAUCCUAAAAAGCUGAUCUCUUACCCUGAGAUGAUAAUUGCCAGUGCUGGAUUCUCCAUCUGUGGGAAGAGACCAGAGAGGGGAAGAAGUCUUUGCAGUCAAGAACAGAAACAGAGGUGUAAGUAGUGGACUUGGGUCUUGAAGCGUCAAAACUAUUAACGGCCACAAAGGGAAAUACAUAGUAGAGAUUAGGUGGAACAUAAACAAAGUUGGCUGAGAAGACGAUGUAAAAUACUCCAAAGUUAUGAUCUGAAAAUUUGGAAUCAGGUAUCAAAAAUACCUGCAUGGAGUCAGCUAGCUGGGAGAUAAUGGUGUAGUGGUAAUGUCACAAAGGCCCCAGGCUAAUGCUGUAAGUCCAAAUCCCAUCAUGGCAACUGGGUGGAAUUUAAAUGCAAUUACUCUGGAAUUGUAAGGUAGUCUCAGUAAUGGUGGCUACGAAACUAAAAUCAAUUGUCAUAAAGGCCCAUCUGAUACACCAAUGCCCUUCUUGAAAGAACCUUUGUCAACUGUACCUAGUCUGUCCUGCACCACACUCCAGAUUCACAGCAAUGUAGUGGUCUGUAAAAUCACCCAAUUCAAGGGCAACUGUCACUGGCCUUACCAGUGAUGCCAACACCCCAAGAAAGAAUAAAUAAGAAGCUCUGCCCUUUUAACUUCAGAUUUACUUAUGGAGCAAGGCUAUAUCUAGGAAAUAUGUAGGACAAAUUAUCAAUGGUAGCAUUGGAGAAAGUUACUCCUGUAGAAAUAGAGAGCAAGGGAAAAAUAGGCAAUUGAUCUUGUGUCAGGAAAGACUAAUCUUGGAGUUCAGUGGAACUGUAUAGCGGGCUCAAGUGUUGCUGAGGUGGGACCCAUUGCACCAGCAAAAGGGUGAAGUGUAGUGUAAGUGAAACUCAUUAACCAACAGCUCCAAAAGCCAAUGAGAGUCCAUGGGACCACAGUAAAGUGGCCUAAGGAUUGUCUGUAAGGUGGUUAGGAACAAACAUGAUUGGAAGGAGCAUAAUGUGGUUCAAAGAAAGCUUCAAAGGCAAUUGAGGAAUUUUAAAGGAUGAGUGGGGAUUGAGUGGUCACAGUCAGCAGUCACAGAAAGUAAAUUGCAAUUAAACUGUGUGUGUUUAGUCCCUUGGGAGUGGUAUUCACAGCAGUAUGAAACUAGCAGGAACAAAUCACAACUAGUCCAGAGAAGAGUGAAAUAUCUCCGAAGCAGGAACUGAAUAUGGAAGAGGCAUAUAAACAGCUAGUAGAAAAUAGGUAGUCCAACAGAAAAAUCAGUCUCAGUCAAUAAAAAAUUUGCAGUCAUUAAUUAUUUAUCAAGUUCUUGAAUCAUCCUAUGUUCUGCUAAUCCAAUGCCUCAUCUACCAAUAUUUGACUUCUCUUCCUCUUCCAUACUGAAAUCAGAAUUGGAAUUCAUCUCAAUUUUGUUGUAUUUGGAGAGUGCCUAAACACUCAACAGCCAUGUAUUUACAUGUUAGGUGUUUUUCUAAUUCCAGGUUGAUUUUAUGGCCAGGCUUUUCUACUUCAGUCUUGAGAUAUGAGACCCAGAUCCUGUUGUCUGUUGACAUAAGCCACAAAGUUCUGCGUAAUGAAACUGUAUUAGACUUCAUGAUUGAGCUGUACAACAGAGUUGGUGACCAGCAUUUCAGUGAUACCUGCAUGAAAGAAUUAGUGGGAUUUGUUGUCCUUACAAGAUACAAUAACAAAACAUAUCGCAUCGAUGACAUUGACUGGUCUGUGAAACCUACCAACAAAUUCAAAAAAGCAGAUGGAACUGAAAUCACCUAUGUUGAUUAUUAUUCACAGCAAUAUAAUGCCUCCAUCACUGAUCUGAAACAGCCAAUGCUAGUCAGCCAGUUAAAAAGUAAAAAUCGUUUCAAGGAUAUGGCCCCACGUCUGGCUCACCUCGUUCCAGAGUUCUGCUUCCUCACAGGCCUAAGCAGCCAGGCUCGCUCUGAUUUUCAAAUCAUGAAGGAUUUGGCUGCAGAAACACAGCUGUCUCCUCAAAAAAGACAGAAGAGGUUGCAUGAACUAAUAGAUAAUAUUCAAAGAAAUAAAGUAACACGGACUGAGUUGGAAGGUUGGGGCUUACGCCUUGAUGAGCAGAUCUCAUUGGUAGGCCGUGUCCUUCCUCCUGAGAAAAUUCAAAUGUUUGAUCAUUCAUGUCAGCCAGUGUCACCAGUAGACUGGUCUAGAGAUACUCGAAAAUCAAGGAUUAUUGGCAGUCAGCCACUCCAAGACUGGCUGAUGGUUUUUAGUCACAGAAAUUAUGAAGUUGCUGGUCAGCUUUUGGCAUGUCUUAAGAAAGUGGGACCACCAAUGGGCUUUUUGGUUGACAAUCCAAAAAUGAAGGAUAAGGAGGCUUUGGAGAGGAUGCAGAUAGUGAAGCCAGGUGCUGUAAACAAAUGGCUUGAAGUGAAUCAUGAACUGCCUAGCCGUAUUGUUAUUUAUCGUGAUGGUGUAGGGGAUGGGCAACUAAUGACAUUAGUUGAUUAUGAAGUGCCCCAAAUAUUGGACAGCUUCAAGAUGGUUCACUCAACCUACAGCCCCAAAGUAACAAUCAUUGUAGUUCGGAAGAAAGGUACCUGCAGGUUUUUUGCUAAUGUGAAUGGACUGCUUCAAAAUCCACCAGUUGGCACUGUGAUCGAUAGCGAGGCUACCCAUCCUGAAUGGUAUGACUUCUUCCAAAUCAGCCAAUGUGCACACCAAGGCACUGUUUCUCCAACAUACUACCAUGUUGUAUAUGACAAUAGUAGCAUGAAACCAGACCAUGUACAGAGAUUAACUUACAAGAUGUGUCACCUCUAUUACAACUGGCCAGGUGUAAUUCGCGUGCCAGCUCCAUGCCAAUAUGCCUUCAAACUUACAACUCUAGUGGCUCAGAAUGUUCAUAGAGAACCUGACUUAGAAUUGGCUGAUCGCCUUUUCUUCCUGUGAAAGUAAAUAAUCUAGGAUACUUAGUCGAAUUCCUCAAUACAUUAUUUUCUGAAAAACCAAAAUAUGAUGAAUGUUUGUUAGUUUUAAAAUCCAGUAAAGCUAUUAUUUUCUGUAAGUUUAAAUUUGUUUUUAAGGGGUCUGUUCUGUAAAUGUAGAUGUCCUUUGCUUUUAAAUGAAACUUAUUUCAUUUUAAAUUGUUAUCUGACCGUGUAUUUGAAUAAGGACAUACAAAUAUGCUGCAGAACCUCAAAUAUUACUUAAAAAGAUAGUAAAAUAUAAGCAAAGAUAUGCGCAAUAGAAAAUAUGAGCAAUGUUUAUAAUGGUUUACAGCAUUUACAAACAAACUUUGCAUUUCAUUCAAGUCAGACAUAUUCUGUGUUUGUACAAUUUCUUAAAGAGAAAAACAAUUUUGCAUAAGUAGGAAUAUACUCAUUUUUGAAUAAUAGAGUUCAUCUAAAAUUAUCAUCGCGUGUUUCAUCUUCCUGAUUCUAUUUUAAUCAGCAAACUACUUGUUUAUUUUGUUAAAGAUAUAGGAUUCUUAGCCAAUAGGCAAACAUACUUAAUAGAGAAAUAAAGAAUGAUAUUCAUUUUUUUUAUUUGUUUUAUAAG